Messenger RNA from Notothenia coriiceps (black rockcod), 2747 nucleotides. It is a transcript of the gene lsr, whose product is annotated as lipolysis stimulated lipoprotein receptor. The coding region runs from base 171 to 2036 and encodes 621 amino acids. The transcript is spliced from 11 exons. Gene Ontology annotation, cellular component: tricellular tight junction; plasma membrane. Gene Ontology annotation, biological process: tricellular tight junction assembly; establishment of blood-brain barrier. Lineage: Eukaryota; Metazoa; Chordata; Actinopteri; Perciformes; Nototheniidae. The record is from RefSeq and is a predicted model, not a curated record.
UACUCCCCUUCGCCGACAACUUACAAAGACACAAAAUGGAGCUGAAACUACCUGGCUGAGGAAAAGUACAGUUGCGCUCAAUAUUAUGCAUAAGACGAAGUUUUAUUUAAGUCUCUAAGGAAAUAAUAUUAAAAUAAGUCGACUGACACCUUGAGGAAAGAGGAUUCAAAAUGUUCUGGACCUUAAUCAUCGCCGCUUUAGUGGCAACAGAGUCCACCAUGGCCAUCUCGGUCCAGUGCCCCACCAAGAGAUACAUCGUCAUCCUCUUUCAGGACGUCACCCUUAACUGCAACUACCAGACUACCGCCACUCAGUCUCCUGUUGUCACGUGGAAGUACAAAUCAUAUUGCCGGGACCCCAUCCAGGCUGCGUUUAGUCCAAGCAGUGCGGAGAGCAUCUUGUCUCAGAACAACCCCAACUAUGACCCCAACAUCGAGUGUGCCGAUUCCCAGAGGACGGUGCGCAUAGUGGCGUCCAAACAAAAUGCUGCCGUUACCCUCGGUUCAGACUACCAGGGGCGCAAGAUCAGCGUCCAGAACAAUGCAGACCUGAACAUCGCGCAGACGGCAUGGGGCGACAGCGGUGUCUACGUCUGUUCUGUGGUCUCCGCCCAGGACCUUUCCGGAAACGGGGAAGACUACACAGAGCUAAUUGUUCUUGAGAGAAAGUCAAAUACUACUGACCUGCUGCCUGGUAUUGACUUGCUGGUUAUGGAAGACUGGCUCCUGGUUGUUUUGGUGGUGUUUGGCUUCUUGCUGCUGCUGCUGCUGAUCGGGAUCUGCUGGUGUCAGUGCUGUCCGCACACCUGCUGCUGCUACAUCAGCUGCCCCUGCUGCCCCGAGCGCUGCUGCUGCCCACGGGCCUUGUACGAGGCAGGAAAAGCAGUGAAGAAAGGUGGAAUUCCCAUGAGUCAGUAUGCUCCCACCCUCUAUGCUCGCAGUAUGUACGGUCAGCCUGGAUACGGUCAGCCUGGUAUGCCCAUACUUCCUGUCCCCAACGGAGCCGGGUACCCACCUCCCCAUAACGGUUACAGUCGUGAAUACGAUGCCGCUAGCUCUGUUGGACAGGGCUCCCAGGUGCCUCUGCUGCAUGGCCAAGACGGUGGGGGGGACAACACUCGCAGUGGGUAUCGUAUCCAGGUAGACCCCGAUGGUAAUGCUACACGUGCCAUUUACUAUAUGGAGAAGGAGCUGGCAAACAUGGACCCAUCCAGACCCGGAAACUACAACCGCAUGGAUAAUAUGACCGAAGUCAGUUCCCUGCACGACGGCCUGGACCCUCGGGGACACGGGGGUCGCCCCCAGCCUGCACCUCUGGCCACGGUUUACGACAGGGAUGAAGCCAUGAGCACCAUCAGCAGUGUUUCACAGCAAGGCCAGCGCCGCGACAACUACCCGCGUCAAGGUGGAGGGUACAUGGGGGACCGUGUGCGUGCCCGCUCCAUGGACAACCUCGACGACAUCGGGUGGCGCAACGGCCGCGAUGACCCCCCGCCCCGCCGCCCAGACGAGUUCAGAGGCAGGAGAGGCUCGGAUGACGGGUGGAGCAGCAGCGCCCGAAGCGGCAACAACCGCGACAUCGAAGACCGCCGGCGCCGUGACUACUCCCCAGAAGACCGUGGGAGAGGACAAGGCGGCGGUGGCUACGGCGGCCUCCCAGGGAGACGCAGUCGCAGCCGUGACGACCUGAUGGCCCUGGAGAGAGAUCGCCGCCCUGAAGGAAACGCCAGGGGGAGGCGAGAAGAUUAUGAUGACAACUUCCUGCGAGAGGCCAUGGAGAGGAAGAAGAUGGGCGAGCAGCAGAGGGCGCGCAGCCGGGAGCACCUGGACAGCGAGAGCGACCGCUCGGACCGGGGCAGGGUGCCGCGCGGGCCCCCCCCACUCCCCCAGGUCCCGGCCUCCGGACACCACGGCCGCCGUGACGAUUACCCACCGCCUGCACCGCCACCGUACAGUGACGAUGAAAGUAUGUCAUCCUCAAAGAAAAGCAACCUCCGCAAGAAUGGAGCUGUGAGCAGGGAGAGCCUUGUGGUGUAAAAACCAACAUUAACAGGAGCAACCUGUCCCAUGAUGGACCAGUUGAUCUCUGAGACUGUAAAUAUGAAUACACUGCUAAUUUGAUGUGCUGAUUUUUUGAUGUUGCAUAAUUUACACUAAACUAGAAUGCUGAAUGUAUAAGUAUACUUAUCAGGGAAGAGGUGCACAGAUGAUAUGUAACGUGCCUUUUCAUGUAUUACACAUUGUGGCUGCCACAAGUGCCUUAGAGUGUACAGAAUUUAACUUGCAGAUGUGAAAGUCAAGUUGAUAAACAAUUCUCUGUAAAUGUGUUUACAUCUUGACGAUUAACAUGUCCCAAUUGGUUUCAACUUUUAACGUUUUUACCUUUUAUGUCGUUUCAGUGUACUUAUUUAGAUUUUUAGGGGUCUAUAGAUUUUUUUCUGGCUUUUUACUUGUGAUAAAAUGAAUAGUUUUUAUAAGAAAAAUGAUGUACAUUUUAAAGGAUUUUAUUUUAUCUGCUUUUUGUUGUGUUUGAGUGAGCUCAAUGUAUUUAGAAAUCUGGAGAACAAAACUGUCUCGGUUAGAAUUUGUGUUUCACCUUUUUAUUUUUGGUUUUAUUUUCUUUACACAAUAUUUCCCUUUUCUAACCUUCAGUAUGUUGUACAGUUAACCAGUAAUCCACUCUGAGAACUCAAAUGUUUAUUGUGAUGUGAUGAAACCUAAUUUUACAAUAAAGGUCUUUGCCAGACA